UGAAACUUAUGGUGACGUCAUCGUUGCACCCUCCACAAGGCGCGUGCGUAUUCAAAUGAACCAGGAAACGCGACAGUUUUUAAAGACAGCUGUUAAAGGGAAUACAAAAACAUACGAGCUAUUAAUGUGAGACUUCCAGCAGAGCGCCUUGCCCCUGGCAUCAGCCAUGGCGUGUUGCCUUCGCUGUCCCAGGCUGUGCACCUGCUCACUGGCCUACACCCUGUGUCUGGGCCUGUGCUUUGUUGCUCUCGGGACCAGUCGCAUCCUGCUGCUCAAAUACUCAGCCAAUGCAGCAAACAAGUAUGACUUCCUCCCUGCAUCUGUCAACUUCCUGGCGGAGGCGAUCAAACUGCUCUUCUGUCUUGUCAUGUCACUAAGGGUCAUAGUCCGAGAGGGACGCUCAUGCAGAGAACUGGGUUUCUCUCCUGGUCCGCACUUCCUCAGUUUUCUCAAGUGGUCCGUUCCAGCUUUCCUAUACUUCCUCGACAACCUCAUCAUCUUCUACGUCAUGACCUACCUGCAACCUGCCAUGGCUGUGAUAUUCUCCAACUUUGUCAUCCUGACAACAGCCGUACUCUUCAGACUGGUGCUGAAGAGGCGCCUGUCCUGGGUCCAGUGGGCGGCGCUGCUCAUCCUGGUCCUGGCCAUCGUCUCGCUGACCACAGGCUCGGCCGAGAGCCAGCGCUCCCUCCCUGUGGCGGGGCUCCACGCCAUCCCCCUGUCUGCCCCCUCCAACUCCUGUGUGCUGUACACCCAGCUUCUGGAGCAGAUGAGGAACAGCAGUAGCGGCGAGUGGUGGCCGACCUCGCCGGCAGUACAGGCCUGGAGGGACAACCUGGUGGUCAGGCUGCAGUCGCUGGGCAUCGGCCACAUCCUCCUCCUCCUACAAUGCUUCAUCUCCUCCAUGGCCAACAUCUACAACGAGAAGAUCUUCAAGGAAGGGAAGCAGCUCACCGAGAGCAUCUUCAUCCAGAACAGUAAAGUUUAUGCGUUUGGUCUGGUCUUCAACGGCCUAACCCUGGGGCUUGGCAGAGAGGCACGGGGCCUCAGCCUGCAUUGUGGACUCCUCCAUGGCCAUAGCAUCUACUCUCUGGCUCUGGUUCUGGUCACUGCUGCCUUGGGUCUGUCGGUGGCCUUCAUCCUGAAGUUCAAAGACAACAUGUUCCACGUGCUGACGGGUCAGAUCACCACUGUGCUGGUCACGGGCCUCUCCAUUUUCCUGUUCGAGUUCCGGCCCUCGCUCCACUUCUUCCUGCAGGCGCCCGUGGUGUUGCUCGCCAUCUUCGUCUACAACGCCAGCCGGGCCAAAGACCACCAGUACAACCUCCUGCAGGAGAGCGCACGGGGCGUCGACGGGGAGAUCUUCGAGAGGUCCAGAGGGGACGGCGAGGAGCUGGAGAGGCUGACUAAGCCGAACACGGACAGUGAAUCAGAGGAGGAUUCACUCUAGCCCGACCCUUGCCCUCGAUAAAUCAACACAUUGGUCUUUGUAUCAUGUCUGAUACUUUGCCACACAGAUGUACUUUUCGUGCCAUUCCGUAUCUGUGUUUAUGCUUCAGUGAGAAGAGGCACAAUGUCUUAAAUGACCCUUUUGGGUGCUCUUUUGGGCAUGUGCCAUCAUUUGUCGCUGUUAUUGUGACUGCAAUAGUACUGUACAAAGCUGUUCAAAUGUGCCUGUUCAUAAGUGGUAUCUUGCUGAUACCUUAUGCUGUCACUGAUAAAAGUUAAAGAAGAAUCGUGCACUCUGAAACAAUUGACCCUUUUCACAGCACAUCAGUGGGAAACACGGGAAAGCCUUCUACCCGUGCCCUAGCACAUGAGGAGCAGACCUGACUUAGUGUCAUGGAGGACACCUGGGUUUUUCCUACCCUGGUGCCUCUGUGAAACGAGUCCAUUGGGUAUUACUUUGAUUCUUAUUGGAGGGAUGGGGCCAUGAUGUGAUGCUCUUGAUGUAACAUUUAACAUCAGACUUCUACAUUUAUUUUUUUAUUCUUAAUUGUAUGGCAGGGAUUGGGUUAAUCUUCUCCUGUGUGUAUGUGUGUGUGUGUGUGUGUGUGUGUGUGUGUGUGUGUGUGUGUGUGUGUGUGUGUGUGUGUGUGUGUGUGUGUGUAGAAAAAUAAGGGAUGAUGAUCUGUACCUCCUCACAUUCUAUCAUUGUUGUCUUUCUUUUUUGUCUGUAACUUAUCAAACCUUUGGCUGAAUUUCUGAAAAUAAAUUCAAAUGCUACUGACCAUA
Messenger RNA from Gadus macrocephalus (Pacific cod), 2235 nucleotides. RefSeq names its product solute carrier family 35 member A5 (gene slc35a5). Gene Ontology annotation, cellular component: Golgi membrane. The record is from RefSeq and is a predicted model, not a curated record. Gene Ontology annotation, molecular function: pyrimidine nucleotide-sugar transmembrane transporter activity. The transcript is spliced from 11 exons. Gene Ontology annotation, biological process: pyrimidine nucleotide-sugar transmembrane transport. The coding region runs from base 167 to 1450 and encodes 427 amino acids. NCBI's taxonomy places the organism in Eukaryota, Metazoa, Chordata, Actinopteri, Gadiformes, Gadidae.